CAUUGAACAAUUAGUGAUCCCAAUAGCUGCCCUCAAAUGUGAGUUACAACAAGGCACAUACUAUGACAUAGUUGUGGUUGUGUUCAAAAUAAACCGAUCGUUCACAAAUCACCCAUCACGCGGCUGCAGAUGUGAACGUGAGGCGAGUCGUUACAAGAGCUGAACACUGAACUACAACGCCGAGCACAGGACUACACAAGAUGUCUGUUGAGCUCUACUCUCCGAGUGGACCAGGUGGGACUAAUGCAAGUCUUCAAGGCACCACAGUGGGGGGCAGCAAACCUUUACAUCGCUUCAUUAGGGCGCAACCCAAGAUUACUGGCAUCAUUGUGCUGGUCUUGGGCUCAUCUUUAUGCAUUGUUUCCAUCUCGAUCACGCCAAGCUCUUUUCAACACAUACGGAAAGUCAUGCUGGGAGCACUGUUCAUCAUAUGUGGGAUGAUGUAUAUUCUGACAGAGCACCACCCGACCAAGAAAACAGUAACCAUAUCGUUGGCUCUGAGUAUUGUGACCAUACUUGGGUCAUUUUGGACCGUCUUGUACACCCUGCCCUACUUAGCACACUUCCACUACAGAGACUAUUCAGACUUUUUAGAAUACAAUGUCACAGAUACUGAGGAAGUAUGGUCAUCAUAUCAUGAGGCCAUGGAAAUGACUGUGGAAAUGAUCUUCUGGGUCUACGCUUUUGUUGGUGCAAUUAUUUUCAUUGUAAUGUCAGUUCUUGCCGGGGCUGCCCUGCGUUCCACAAAGAGCCAGGCCAUUCUAGAGAUGACUGCUAUGCCGACUGAACCACAGCAGCUGAAUAACGAGCACAAGAGGAACGUCUGAAGUGCAUACAUUGAGCAGAGAGAAGAAACAUGACACGCACUAAGACAGCAAAUUAUUUCUCUGUGGGCACAACAGGAUUCAAUAUUAACCACUUCUGACUAGCAUGUUGUGGUCAUUGUAUACAAUGCAAUACAAAUAUGUAUGUGUGAUACGCAUUGCCUUGUGUUUCUGUGAGCUAUAACUAUGUGAGCUCUACAUUUCCCUGCUACUUACCCUGCAGUCUGGCAUUGGAUGACCUGUCUCCACAUUAUGUUUGCACUACUACACCACGGGUCCAAACUUGUGUGAGCUAUUUUAAUUUAAAAAACAAUCAAAUUAGUCUAGGGCAGGCUUAAACUGAGAUAAGCUUGUUGGUGCUCUGGUUAGAGUAAAUAGGUACCACUUUUUGAUAAGUCUUUAUAAGCUAUAACCAAUUACUUUAUUAAUGGUCUAUAGAUUUUACUAAUUUACUAAUGCUUGAUAGAUCAGUAAUCUGCCAUUAAUAAGAAAAACUUUUGGGUUGUUCACCUCCAUCCAGGAUGACAUUAUUUGCUUAGCUUGGUUCCAGACCUCUGAAUCACUGUACACAUAUCCAAUUUUCUUCAGCAAUAUACAAUAGCAGAUAUUUAAAAAAUGGCGAUUUUGUCUGAUCAGGCUACUGUUUGACCACUUACUUUUUGAAAAGGUUUGUCAGAACAUCUGGACCAGAAUUCAACUAUGAACAACUUAUUAACAUACCUAAUAUUUGUUAACUAUUAACCAUUAAUGACCUAUUAACUUUCAUAAUUCCAGAAGAGUUACAAACAAGUGAGAAAACUUGAUUCUUUAUUAUUGCUUACUCCAGAACUGCAUUAUUACCAAAUGGAAACACAGCCAUGUUAACUCUGAAACAUUUUAUGAGUAGAGAAGGAGUGUUUUUUUAUUACAACAGAGUGGGAACAUCUGAACAUGAAAAUGUAAUGUCAACAAUUCCAACCAUAAACAUCUCACCUCUGGUAAACUGUUCUCUAUGCUUUAACUAUCUGAAGUGUUGAACACAGAAUGAUGUGAUCCUUUUCCACCUUCCUGUCCCUUCCUGAAGACGUUUGGCAUAAACAAGGCAGAACAUGCACAGAACUUCAUGGCUGCCCUUGAUACUUUUUUUUAACCAUGUCAGAUCAUGUUUCAGCACCAUUAAGUACAAACACUAUGACACCCAACGUGAGAUAUAUCACUAAUAAAUGUAUCUGUAAACAAAGAAAA
Molecule: messenger RNA, 2048 nt
Organism: Siniperca chuatsi (mandarin fish)
Lineage: Eukaryota; Metazoa; Chordata; Actinopteri; Centrarchiformes; Sinipercidae
Exons: 7
Coding region: 201-827 (208 amino acids)
Cellular component (GO): membrane
Source: RefSeq, a predicted model, not a curated record